Thermothelomyces thermophilus ATCC 42464 is the source of this 1041-nucleotide messenger RNA. Its product is annotated as aquaporin-like protein. The transcript has 4 exons. Gene Ontology annotation, cellular component: plasma membrane. The record is from RefSeq and is a predicted model, not a curated record. Gene Ontology annotation, molecular function: water channel activity. Bases 1 to 1041 code for a protein of 346 amino acids. Lineage: Eukaryota; Fungi; Ascomycota; Sordariomycetes; Sordariales; Chaetomiaceae. Gene Ontology annotation, biological process: transmembrane transport.
AUGAACUCUUCCAGGAGACUCCGCCUGUUCUCCUUUGCCUCGGACACUGCGAAUCAGAAUGAGUCCUCUGGGAGGCUGCCCAUGCUGACCCGGCCUCUCACGGCCCGUAACAACAUAGUGGCCGCUCUGGGGGAGUUUGUCGGCACCUUCCUGUUCCUGUUCUUCUCCUUCGCGGGCACGCAAAUCGCCAACACUCCCCCUCCGACCCCUCCGGCAGGAAGUGACACUCCUCUGCCCAACACUUCCAAUCUCAUGUUCAUCGCUCUCGCUUUUGGCCUCAGCUUGAUGGCCAAUGUCUGGGCCUUUUACCGGGUCACUGGUGGACUCUUCAAUCCUGUUGUAACUGAAGAAGAAGAAGAGGAAAACAAAACAUUUACGUUAUGGCUGAAACAAGGGGUCGUCAAGGUCGCUCUCGCCCUGUUUCUGGUUGGAGGGCUUUCCGGCAUCCGAGUCUUGGUCGUUGUGAUUGCUCAAUUCAUCGGGGGCAUCGCUGCCGCCGCCGUUGUCUCGGCACUCUUUCCCGGUCCGAUGAUGGUGGCAACGACGCUGGGCGGAGGGGCCAGCAUCUCGCAAGGCUUGUUCAUCGAGAUGUUUCUCACCGCCCAGCUCGUCUUUGUCAUCAUCAUGCUCGCCGCUGAGAAGCACAAGUCGACCUUCCUCGCUCCGAUCGGGAUAGGAAUCGCCUUCUUCCUGGCAGAGCUUAUUGGGGUCUACUUCACGGGAGGGUCGUUGAACCCAGCUCGGUCUCUCGGCCCGGCGGUCGUGAACCACAGCUUUCCCGGGUACUUCUGGAUCUAUUGGGUGGGACCCCUCCUUGGGUCCCUCCUUGCAUGUGCCUUCUACGUCCUGCUUAAGUACCUCCGGUGGAAGGAGUGCAACCCCAGUCAGGAUUGGAACGAGAUCGAAAAGCAAGAGUCUGAGAGACAACUCAGGAACAAGGCGUCUAAAAACAUCACCGAACGGCCAAGCACCAGCCCGACCGAUGCAACCCAUGCGGCAGAUGUACAACCGCAAGUACAACCGCAAUCGAAUCUUGACUAA